Molecule: messenger RNA, 954 nt
Organism: Symsagittifera roscoffensis
Lineage: Eukaryota; Metazoa; Xenacoelomorpha; Acoela; Convolutidae
Exons: 1
Coding region: 1-954 (317 amino acids)
Source: RefSeq, a predicted model, not a curated record
AUGCCAACUUCGGGCCAGGCAACCUCUCCUGACGUAUCCCUUGCCUCAGAAGAUCUCCUGUCGAAACUGAGCUGGGAGACGGAAACCACGCUGAGCUCCGACCACCUGCCAGUCAUCAUCCGACUAUCAACCAGUCCACUGACAAUUCCAGCCCCGAACAAGACCUUCACAAACUUCCUCCGCGCGGACUGGGACGGCUUCAAGUCGGAAACAGAAGCUGCGUUCGCGUCUCUCGAGGAGCAGCGCGAUCCCUACAAAGAAGAAAGGUUGUUCCGCGAGAUUGUAAACAAGGCAGCCAAGCACCACAUCCCGUCUGGCCGUCGCCCAACGAGCACUCCAGGCCUACCGCCAGAAGCGGCCAAGCUCACCAGCCAACGCGAUGCCUUGAGGACAAACAACCCCACAUCCCCAGACUUGCCACUCCUCAACAACAAAAUCGAGAUGAUCCUCAGGAAGUCCCAAACUGCCCGAUGGCACGAAUACAUCCAGACAUUUGAUCACAAAACAAAACCAGAGAAACUCUGGAGGACCAUUCGUACCAUUGACGGCAAAAAACGCGACCCGCCAAACCCGUCCAUCAGGUUUGACGGACGCACAUACACCCGACCUAAGGACCAAGCCAGACUUUUCAACAAGCAUUUGACGGCCCCAAUCAAACAUGAAAGCUCAAAAGAGAACCGAGUCAUCAAACGCAAAUUGAAGUCACUUUCCCUCGAAACCCCCAUACAGACGACCCCGUCCCAAGUCAGCAAGGCGAUCCGCAAGUGCAAGAGUUCGAAGGCGUGCGGCCCCGAUGGGCUAAACGCACUGCAUUUGAAAAACCUCGGACAGCACGGCGUCGCCUGGCUGACCAAAGUUUUCAAUGGCUCCCUCGCAAAGUCCCAAAUCCCCAUCAUUUGGAAAAAAUCAAUUGUCAUACCACUACUCAAGCCCGGAAAACCCCCACAGGACUAG